Molecule: messenger RNA, 7361 nt
Organism: Ruditapes philippinarum (Manila clam)
Lineage: Eukaryota; Metazoa; Mollusca; Bivalvia; Venerida; Veneridae
Product: ubiquitin-conjugating enzyme E2 S-like
Exons: 5
Coding region: 152-760 (202 amino acids)
Source: RefSeq, a predicted model, not a curated record
AUAAAUGAACUGAACAAAAGAAGUUUGUAACGAGAAAUCUCAUUGGCUGAUAGUUCGAAAAAUAACGUUUGAAAACACAGAUAACGCUUGUCAUAUUUUUUCUUGUAAAGACGAGCACACACGAAACUAGUCAUAUAUUCUUAGCUACAACAUGUCAAUGAGUUCAAAUGUUGAAAAUUUAUCUCCACAAAUUAUUCGAAAUAUUGCAAAAGAAGUGGCGGGGCUGACAAAAGACCCACCUGAAGGCAUCAAGGUUAUUCCAAAUGAAGAAGAUAUUACAGAUAUACAGGCAAAUAUAGAAGGACCAGCUGGUACACCAUAUGCAGGUGGAUUGUUUAGAAUGAAAUUAGUGUUGGGUAAAAAUUUUCCAUCAGAACCUCCAAAAGGGUACUUUUUGACAAAAAUAUUCCAUCCAAAUGUGGCUAGUAAUGGUGAAAUAUGUGUUAAUACAUUAAAAAAGGACUGGACGGCUGAUUUGGGAAUUAAACAUCUAUUAUUGACUAUAAAGUGUUUACUGAUAGUACCUAACCCAGAAUCGGCAUUAAAUGAGGAAGCUGGAAAAUUACUGCUGGAACAAUAUGAUGACUACACAAAAAGAGCAAAAAUUUACACAGAAAUCCAUGCAAAACCACCAAAGUUUUCAGAUGCUGUAUCACAAGAUCCAAUCUCAGAGGGUCCACUGGCAAAGAAACAUGCUGGAGACAAAAAAUUAAUAAAUAAAAAGAAAAUUGAUAAAAAGAAAGUAUUGAAGAGAUUAUGAUUAUGAUCUGAUAUCAUCCAUUUCUCAUUUUACCAUCCAGAUAGAAUGUGUGCUUUAUAUAAAAAAAAUUAUGUAAAUAUGAGACAUUUUGAGAAAGAUCAGUACUUUUGUUCAGGCUCUAGAUUUAUGUUAAUUGUAUUUGCAAAAUAUUUAAUAUAUAUAUUUAAGAAAAACAAUGUAUCUAAAAGGGCUUUGACAAAACAAUAUUGUAUUUUAUGAUAAAUUAUAAACAAUUUCUUGUAAAUGUAUUUUACUUCUGUGAUUUCAAUUCAGGGAUGUUCCCAUAAAUUUCCUAAAAGUAAUAAGUUGUUUUUCUAAAUUGCCACAGAAUAUAUAUAGUUUUAUAGGUUGUAGAAGACCUGUUUAAUUGUGCCAGUGUUCUUGAAAAUAUAUGAAUGUACAUUAUUUCACUGACAGGAGUGACUGAUCCAGGCAUCAUACACUCAGGAUUUCAUUUCAACCAUUUUAUCAUUUUAUGUCAUAAUAUUCCUGGUUUUUAACAUUUUUAACUGUUUUAGCUCACCUGUGACAAGGUGAGCUUCUGUGAUUGUAAUCCGUCUGGCGUCCGUCUAUAAACUUUUACUUUAAACAAUAUCUCCUAAUAAACUACUAAGCCAAUUUCAUCCAAACUUCAUAGGAAUGUUCCUUGGGUGGUCACCUUUGAAAAUUGUUCAAAGAAUUACAUUCUAUGCAGAACUCUGGUAAAAAUAAAAUAUUAAAAAAAUUCUUCUUUUGAAAAACCCAAAAAGCUAGAGCUUAGAUAUUUAGCAUGAUACAUCUUCUAGUUGGUGUCUACCAAGAUUGUUCUUGGCCCUGGGGUUAAAAUUGGCCCCACCACAGGGGGUCAUUUAUUUUCCUGACAUGUAUAUAGUUAAAACAACAACAAAAUCUUUUAUUAUACUAUAUAGGGUUUAGCUUAGAUAUUUGGUAUGAAACAUUGUCUGAUGGACCUCUACAAAAAUUGCAAGCAACCAGUGAUUUCAUAGCAGCCAUUGACUUUUCAUAGCAAACUGUUAAUUUUCAUAGCAGCCAGCAACUUCCAUAGCAAACAUUAACUUUCCAUAGCAACAAGUGAAUAUACCAUUGAAUUUGAAGGCAGGCAACUGACUUCCAAGGAAACCAGUUAUUGUGUAUGGCAACCAGUGACAUCUUAUGGAACUGUUGUUUUCCAUUAGCAAAAGCAACCAGUAAUGUUUUUUUACACAAGAUGAUACACUAUUUCAGAUACAAAUAUAAACUUUUGUGAUAUCAGUUUAAAAUUAAGGUUUUAUGUCUGUUUUUGUUUACAAUAUUACUUGUUCAUUGACAUGGAGAGUUUUUAUAUUCAGGUGAGCAUUAUUAGGGUCAUCAUGGCCCUCUUGUCUCUAUUUUCACUCACCAGAGCUCUUGAGAUCACUCACAAUCUGUCCGUUCCUGAUCUUUUCCUAAACCACCAGAACCCCAUAGGAAUGUUUUUUGGUUGACCAUUUUACAAAUUUUUGUAAAGCAGAACACAAAGUGACCGUUUAACAAUUAUGUUGAUUUGAUGAAAAAAGAAAAACUGCAGUUAGAAGGGAGUAGGAAAAAAACUUUUAUAAUUAGUUUUAAUUUGAAAUAAUUUAACAAGAAUGAUCUUUUGGUGACCAUCUGCAGUUAAUAUAAUUUUUCAAAAACCUAAUUGUGUUUCCUUAUACAUGUAUCUAUAAAUAGCAAACUUCUGAUAAACACUGGUGAGUGAUACAGGGCCUUUAUAAUGUGUCAUGAUGUUUACAGAAUUCAUGAUUUAAGCAAUCAGAAUCAUGUGAUGGUUUGACAUUAUUUGAAAAACUUCUAUUUUAUUAUUUUAUGCAGCUAUGAGAAAAAGAUAAAUAUGUAUGUAAAUUUCUUUUAAACAAAACUGAAGCAUCUAAUGUAUUAAGAAUUAUUUGUCUCUUGUCAAGUUAUGGCUUGCACGUUUUGAAUUAUGUAAAUAUUGGACAUAAACUUUCCCUUUCAGGUAAAUUUGAAUAAUAGAUUGUGUGCUAUAUAGUAAUAGGUCAAGAAAAUGAAUUAUAAUUAUGUCUGUUUAUAGAUCAGAGAUGAAGAAACAAUUGUUAUUGCAAGUAUUGCAAAAUUCUUUUGUAGUUUUAACAUGCUCAAUAUGUAUAGAAGCUGUGCAUGUAAUUUAUAUAUGUAUAUUAUUUAUUAUUGUUUUGUUUUUCUCAAUACUGGUCCAGAAAAAAAAGAUAGAUAAAAAUGGGAUUAGUUUUUUGUCUCCUCUACAUAGUAGUGGCGAUAUAAAGGGAUAACUUCUCGUCGUCUGCCUGUCCGUCACAAUUACUCCUAAAAAACUGCUGGAGCAAUUUCAUCCAAACUUUACAGGAAUGAUCAGUACCAAGUCUAGUUGUUCAUAUCAUCGGCAUUUUCCGGUUCAAUGAUUUCUGUCGGAGUUAUUUGAUGUAUAAUGUGCGUUUGUCCGGUCUCAUUCUUUGAAGGAUUACAUAGAGGAUAUUUGUUUAGUUCAGUGUAAGAUCGGAAUAUAUUUCACUGAGUGAGCACCAAAAGGUAUAUUUCACGAGUGGCGCAGCCACGGGUGAAAUAUGAACUUUUGGUGUUCACGAGGUGAAAUAUAUUUCGAUCUUACAUUAAACUAAACAAAUUUUCUUUCUAUUAUAUGCAAAGAAACGUUUAAAAAGACAUUUUAACCUAGUACUAAAUGAAAAGGCGCCAAAUAAUAAUACAACGUGACGUCAUUUACGACGUCACAUCUUUAAGUUGGUUUCCAGUACUGUGAACGCUUGUAUUUUACUGAAACAACGUAACGGGCUCAAAUAUUUAAAACAGUGACAUUAUCAGUUUUUAUUUCACUGAUAUAUUUCUAUAAACCACUGGAAUGCAUGUAAUAAAAAAUAAUUUGUACACCAUGAUGGGGUGGUGUGUGACUCACAAAACCCAUGUCCGCCGCCUAAAGGUCAAGUCCCCUAAGGGUGAGCAUAUAGUCGCCGAUUUGUCCAUCUGUCUUUCCGUACAAACGUAAAGAUACUUAGCUAAGUUAGGUGGCUAUGGGAACAAUAGGGAACAAUAUAUUUCCUUUGAUGCUAUUCAUUCAGUAAGCUCUUAUGUGGCUUCUUUUUCUCUUACAUUGCUAAAAGGACAAAAGAGAGAACAAAAGAGUAGCCACUUAAAUACCAAACUUUGAGUACGUCCAUCCGUCUGUCCGUCCGCUAUUCUUGUCCGGGACAUAGCUUUGAAACAAGAGGUAUCAACAUUAAACUUUGUAGGUAGAUAGAUCUCAUUGAGUAAAAUUGCAGUGGAAAAGAACCAUAACUCUGCCUUGCUUAAUUUUGGAGUUAUUGCCCUUUGUUCAUUUUUACACUGAACUUUGUCUGUGACAUAACUCUUGACACUACAAGAGGUAUACUUUCCUGUGUCCAAAACCUAUUUGGGGAGCAUCGCCCGGUCCAACCAGUUCUUGUUAAAAUUUGUCUGGACUACUCCUUUUAUACCACUUAUACAUUUCAAUGAAACUUUGAUUGAUCGGUAGCUCAAGUACAGUCGAGACUGCCUUAACGACCCCCUGAUUUCAUCGACUCCCUGUCUUAUCCGACCUUGUUUCAGUACUCCCAACAUAUUUUCCUAUAUAAAUGGUCUGAAUUAAACGACUCCCUGUCAUAUGUGACAAGCGACCCUAAUUGUCUGGUCCAAAUGUAUUGUUUUGUCUGAUUUAAACGACUUUCACACCUUUUAAUUGUCUGUUAAUCAGAUAAAUAAACCUGUUUUAACACCCAGACAACCAAAAUAAUUACAUCCAAUUAUAAUCCAGUUGUCAGUACACUUCAAACAAAUUAUACACAGCUCUGCCUCAAUUACACAGUUAACAUGUAUACAGGUAUCAAGUGACGUAGCGUCUGUUCCCUACUGCCAAAUGUGGUAAGCAUGAUGCAAUCGAUGUGUGUGUAAUGUACAUAAUGACCUGAGUAAACUGGAUUAAGACUUGUGUCAGAUUAUUUUUUAUUUUAAAUUAUGGAGUGCCAACGGAAGAUUUUUUUAGGCAUCAUUUUUUUUUUAUUUACCUUUCUAUGACUGCAUGAAUACUAUGGAAAAAUAUUGAUACCAAACCAGAAAAAGCUUUGGAUAUGGAUAUGUUUUAACUUUUUAAAGUAUGAUAUUUAUUUUAAUGAUUUGAAUGCAUCAAAUUUAAGUUUAUUUUAUACCAUAAUGAUUCAAUUUAAAUCUUAAUACAAAAAAUUAAAAUUAAAUUUUAUAUGAUAUACAUGCAGAAUAUAUUUGUUUUACAGGGAUUCUUAUUUUAUUUACAUCAAAACUUUUAAGAACACCUAUGUUUAUUUGCAAUUGGUUAAAUUUUAUUCCUUCGCACAGUUAUGUAUGUUAAGUCAAAAUGGUAUAUAGACAGGUAGAUGGUAUUUAAAUUUUAAUUUUCUUUGAGACUGUAUUAAGAGACUCCCUGUCAUAUGUGACCUUUUUCUGAAGAUCCCUUUGAAAGUCACAUAUGACAGUCUCGACUGUACUUGUGCAUAUUUUUGGCCAAGUUAUGGCCCUUGCAUAAAAGGUGGGUUUUGCCUUGUUGAUGAUUUUUGUUGCAUGCUGCUGCACAGUAGCAGCAACAUGCAAUUGACUAUCAUGAGGCGACACAUGUGAUCACUGAUCCCUCUUGUAUUUAUUAUAUAAUAUUAUGUACAUUUUUAGAAAAUAUUAUUUAUGUAUGUUGGUGUUGUUUAAAACUGGGUUUUAUGAGAUGUAUAAGUAACCUUUGAUCUCCUAUUGUAUUUACGACCAUCUGGUAAUAAAUUGAUAAACCAUUUUAUAAAGUGUCUUUGACGUUUGGUUAACAACUUUUUGUAUACAAUGUUAUAAUGUUUAAAAAGGAAACCUUUUUUACUAUUGCUUUUAACAUUUUAUAUCAUGACAUUAAUUUAUCUAUGACUUUAUUAAAGGUACAUGUCCAUUUUUGGCUCAUCUGUCACAUAGUGACAUGGUGAGAUUUUGUGAUAACAAUUUGUUCGGUGUCCGACUAUCUGGUAUGCGUUUGUAAACUUUUACUUUAAACAACAUCUCCUCAUAAACCGCCAAGCCAUUUCAUCCAAACUUUACAGGAAUGUUCCUUGGGUGGUCACCUUUAAAAUUUGUUCUAAGAAUUGAAUUCCAUGCAGAACUCUGGUUGCAAUGGCAAGAAAAAAACUUUAAAAAUCUUCUUUUAAAAAAGCCAUACAGUUAGACCUUAGAUAUUUAGCAUUAAACUUCUUCUAGUGGGUGUCUACCAAAUGUAAUCCCUGGGGUCAAAAUUGGCCCCACCUAAGGAGGUAAUUGAUUUUCUUUAUAAAUAUGUAUAUAUAGUAAGAACAAAAACAAAAUCGUCAUCUAAAAACCCAAAUAGCUGGAGCUUAGAUAUUUAGCAUGAUACAACUUCUAGUUGAUGUCUACCAAGUUAAUUCAAAUAAAAGGCCUGGGGUCAAAAUUGACAGAUCCCUACUCUGACCCUUUAUUUGAAUAACAAUAGAUUUAACCACAAACAUAGUAAUACGUUGUGAAAUUCUUAGUGUAUCCACUAAUCUGAUAAUUAGAAGGUCAUGGAUCUAAGCAUUGACCCCGCCCCAGGGAGUCAUUAAUUUUCCUUAUAUGUAUAUAGUAAAACAAAAAGAAAUCUUCUUCUAUUAUAGUAUUGAGGCUUAAGCUUAGAUAUUUAGUGUGAAACAUUGGCUGGUGGACCUGUACAGAAAUUUUUCAAAUUAUAGCCCUCUGGUCAAAUUCACCCACCCUCGGGGGUGGGGGGACAUAGAUUUUCCUUAUACCUACAUAGCAAUAGCAACUAGUAAAGUUUUUACAUGUGCACUAUUUCAGAUACAAAUAUGAAUAUCAGUUUAAGAUGUAGAUUUUAUACCUGCUUUCGCUUAUAGUUUACAUUAUAAUACUGCACGUUUGUAAUGUCACUUUUCAUUGGAUAAUAGUGAUGUUUAUAUAGUUAAAUAUACACACCUGCUGUCAAUUUUCUAAGAAAUCUCAUUUUUUUCUCAAAAAAAGGAAGUUUGCUGUAUUAUAUAUUUGUUAUAAAUAUUCCUGACAGGUUAUAUGACCAUAUAUAAAUGGUUGUUUGCAAUAUAACCCUCAUCUAGCAGCUAGGGUUAUAUUUCUGAACAGCCAUUUAUAUAGGGCUAUAUAACCUGUCAAAAAAUCUUUAAAAACUAUGAUAUACAUAUUCCUUGUCAUGGAGAAUAUUUAUAUUUGGGUGAGCGAUAUUAGAGCCAUCAUGGCUCUUCUUGUUUUGAUUUAUUGAGUAGAACUAAUUUCUUUUUAAUUGACUGAAAGCACAUGGCAUAAUGAAAUUAUAGAACAGCAUUAAUUACAGUCAAUACAAUGUAUAUGAAAUUCAGGCAUCACGUUUCUGUUAUAUAGCAAUUUACUCCAGCUCUUUAUAUUGAUUUGCACUUGGUAAACUAGUAUUUUUCCUUCCCUUUUGAAAAAACAACACCUCAUUUACCUUACAACUAUUUCUCUAUGUUUUCAUUGUAUAUGUUAUUCUGACAUAUGAUGGUAUAUAUGUGUAAUCAUAAACAUUCUCAUCCUAGCCAUUUUAUCAUGUCGGUCAACUUAUCAUGAAUAAUUAAUAAAAGGUAAUAUAAUAUUA